Molecule: messenger RNA, 621 nt
Organism: Gryllus bimaculatus (two-spotted cricket)
Lineage: Eukaryota; Metazoa; Arthropoda; Insecta; Orthoptera; Gryllidae
Source: the annotation of a GenBank genome assembly
AUGCGGAGACGUGCCGAGACGGUGAAGACGCCAAAGCGCUUGCGCGCGCGUACGCACCAGAGCGAGACCUUGGAGAGCGCGCACUGCGGCGGCGGCCAGGUAGUGCAGGCGGCAGGCGGCAGGCAGCGUCAUGUUGAGCGCGCCCGCCAGCAGCACUCCGGCGGCCAGCGUGGCGCGGCCGCCCACCCGCUGCGCCAGCAGCCCGCCCGGCAGCUCCGUCAGCCAGUAGCUCCAGUAGAACGCGCCCAGCAGCACGCCAGACGCGUGCUCGGGCCACGCACGCUGCUCCUGCCAUGCAAUCCAGUAUUCCCGUUACUUUCAUCUUUAAUGUUGUUGACCAAGAAUACCCUAUUGUCAAAUUUUGCUAAAUACAAUCAUAUAAUUGCGCAAAAUAUUAAUUGUAUCGAGUCAGUAACCCUUGAAACUCUGUUUUCCGCCUCCCACUCAGAUGAUUGUCACACUUAUUUAACCCUUGAGCAAAGAAGAGGAUCAUUCCGUUACCUCUGUGCUGUUGGUGUCAGUCAUAGCGACGAUGGCAAAGUUAAGGUUAAGGCGAACCAUCUGGGUUACGAGAAACAUCAGGAAAGCCAUCACCCCAAGAACAAGCCGCGCAGGCACUGA